AUUUGUGAACCACAGGAACCGGAAGUGGUGAUUACGACGCAGUACUAGAAGUUUAGUAAUGGUUUAAAGCUGUUUUCUGUUUGUUUAUUUGCUACUACGUAAAGAUGUGCAUUUAGUCGCGUUAAACUUAUACUGCUACAUUCAUUUUCUCUAAAAGAAUGGCAAAAGAGAAACGACACCGACGAAAGGAAUCCCCGCUGCGGGAGACCGAAGUAAAGAUAAAACAGGAGAAACUGAGCCCCGGUAGGCCACAAAAAUCUCGCCGCUCAAGGUCCAGAUCCACCGGAACCUCGAGUCCACCAAGGAGAAGAGCGAGCAGAUCACCAGCCAGGGCAAGGCAGCGCUCACCAGACAGAAGGGAAACCUCUCCUGUUGGAGCAAGCAGCAGAUCUCCUAGAAACAGAAAAAGUCGCAGUCCUCAUCGUGGCGGCGAUUUCAAAAUAAAGCGGGAAAAGGAUGAACAUAGGGCAGGUGGUGAUGAGCGGAGAAGAAGGAAUGUGCAAUCAGAGGAUAGACGGAGCAGGUGGGAAUCAGACAGGUCACGGGACCGAGAACGCAACAGAGACAGGAAUCGUGAACGAAGCGCCCUGGCUUCUCAGCAAGAUGAGCGUCGGCAGCAUGACGAGCGGCGCAGGGAAAAUCGUCAGCGGCGUGAAGAAGAAGGCGAAGAACAGAAUUUUGGAACAUCUGAAGGAGGGAGUGACGACUCCAGGGCUCCUCCUGCUGAGAAAGAGAAGCCCAGCUUUGAACUGUCAGGGGCGCUCACGGAAGACACCAACACAUUCCGGGGAGUGGUGAUAAAGUACAACGAGCCGGCCGAGGCUCGCAUUCCAAAGCGCAGGUGGAGAUUGUACCCCUUUAAGAAUGAUGAACCACUUCCUGUGAUGUACGUCCACAGACAGAGUGCCUAUUUGUUGGGGCGGCAGAGGAGAAUCGCUGAUAUCCCCAUUGACCACCCGUCCUGCUCCAAGCAACAUGCAGUAUUCCAGUACAGAUUGGUGGAGUAUACUCGAGCAGAUGGCACCACUGGCCGCAGGGUAAGGCCUUACAUUAUUGACCUUGGUUCUGGUAAUGGCACCUACCUGAACAAUCAGCGGAUCGAGGCCCAGCGCUACUAUGAGCUCAAAGAAAAAGAUGUUCUGAAGUUCGGCUUCAGCAGCCGCGAGUACGUCCUGCUGCACGAGUUCUCGGACACCAGCGAGGUGGAUGCAAAGCAGGAAGAGGAAGACGACGAGGGACUUGAUGAGUAAUUACUACAUACUUUUCUUGUCCACAUACAUUUAGGCAAGAUCAUUGAAGUUGUUAAAAUACAGAGCUGCUGUCAGCUGAAAACGGACCUACAAACUGGUAAAUCCAGGAAUUUAUAUACUGAAAGUGAGUGGGAUUGUUGUACAUAUUUUCCAAGUAAUGAAGUCUUGCUUAAAUCUGCCACAGUUGUGUCAAAGUAGACCUCCAAUUCUCAGGUUUGUGCGAUGCAUGAGUGAUCUUACUGAUCUCAUGUAAUGCCAGGGUAUGUAACAUUACUGCAGUGUGCACCCUGGACUCAAAUAAAGAUUUCUUAUUGACAGAAUAAACAGACCUAUAGAUUGCAUUUCUUUUUCUUUUGACAUUUUUUGUAGAGCAAGCACAGAUAAAAUAUUUGACGUGUCAUUGCACUACUACAAUGUGUAUUUAAAGACUUGCCAUUUCUUUUUUUUCAGUUCAGAUGCAUUUAUAGUGUUAAUUUUUGUACUGUAAAUAAAAUCUAAAAAUUUGAA
Messenger RNA from Girardinichthys multiradiatus, 1757 nucleotides. RefSeq names its product Smad nuclear interacting protein (gene snip1). Gene Ontology annotation, cellular component: nucleus. Gene Ontology annotation, molecular function: mRNA binding; protein binding. The transcript is spliced from 4 exons. Bases 159 to 1250 code for a protein of 363 amino acids. The record is from RefSeq and is a predicted model, not a curated record. NCBI's taxonomy places the organism in Eukaryota, Metazoa, Chordata, Actinopteri, Cyprinodontiformes, Goodeidae. Gene Ontology annotation, biological process: miRNA processing.